Dendronephthya gigantea is the source of this 535-nucleotide messenger RNA. Its product is annotated as NADH dehydrogenase [ubiquinone] 1 alpha subcomplex subunit 5-like. Bases 5 to 376 code for a protein of 123 amino acids. The transcript has 5 exons. NCBI's taxonomy places the organism in Eukaryota, Metazoa, Cnidaria, Anthozoa, Malacalcyonacea, Nephtheidae. The record is from RefSeq and is a predicted model, not a curated record. Gene Ontology annotation, biological process: respiratory electron transport chain.
UAAAAUGGCGAAAGUUGUACAGUAUUUGAAAAAGACAACUGGAUUAACUGGGCUUGCUGUCUCGAAAAAUCCAAGAGAGACUCUUAUCUCUGUUUAUAAUAAAACUUUGGAUGUUCUUUCUACCAUGCCAAGUACUGCUGUUUAUAGAACAUCAACUGAAAACCUAACAAAACAGAGAAUAAAACUAGUUGAAAUGGAGGGAAAUAUUGAAGAACUUGAAAAGAAAAUUGGUUGUGGUCAAAUAGAAGAAGUGAUAGAACAGGCAAAUGAUGAAUUAUCAUUGGCAGAAAAAAUGCGAGAAUGGCAACCAUGGGAGCCUUUACAGACUGAACCUCCACCUGAUCAGUGGAAAUGGCCAAUUGGAAAAUCCACAUAGAUAAGCAUUUACUAAUUUACUAAGAUAUUAUGUUAAAGAUUUGUAUUAUAUUGUUGGCAAGACAAGUUUCAUUAUAUGUGAAGCAACACCUGGACAACAUUUGUUUUAAUGUGAUGAGAUGAGACUACUACUUUUUUUUAAAAUUACCAAUUUUAAUUU